Asparagus officinalis (garden asparagus) is the source of this 1209-nucleotide messenger RNA. Its product is annotated as indole-3-acetic acid-amido synthetase GH3.3-like. Gene Ontology annotation, molecular function: acid-amino acid ligase activity. Gene Ontology annotation, cellular component: cytoplasm. Lineage: Eukaryota; Viridiplantae; Streptophyta; Magnoliopsida; Asparagales; Asparagaceae. The record is from RefSeq and is a predicted model, not a curated record.
AUGUACAUUCAGAUGAUCGCCGGUCUUUACCAACGCCUACAGAUCCUCCUGAUUGGAGCCCCCUUUGCCUAUACCCUCAUCCACUCCAUCGACUUCCUUCGCGAGAACUGGCCUCAACUCGUCCAGGACAUCACAACUGGCACUCUCACUGAUAAAAUCACAGACCAAAACCUACGUGACUCAGUCUCAGACUUACUCAAGAGUUCUAAUCCCAGACUAGGAAACUUCAUAGCGCAUCAUUGCUCAAACAGCGAAGACUGGUCAGGUAUCAUAACUAAAAUCUGGCCCAACACCAAGUGUCUGAAAACAAUUGUGACUGGUUCGAUGUCACAGUACAUAACGAUGCUGGACUAUUAUAGCGGUGGACUACCAAUUGCAAGCAUGAGAUACGCAUGCUCAGAAUCUCAGCUUGGGCUCAACCUAAAGCCAUUGCGCGAUCCUUCGGUAUGCAAUCCGUCAGAGGUCUCAUACACACUACUCCCUAACAUGGCCUACAUCGAGUUCAUACUGCAAAAACCCACAGACGACGAUGCUCAGCAAGACAUCUUCAACCUCACAAAUGUGGAGCUGGGAAACAUGUAUGAGUUAGUGGUUACUACAUUCGCAGGGUUGUAUAGAUAUCGAGUUGGUGAUAUUUUGCAGAUGACCGGAUACCACAAUACCGCUCCAAAGUUCAAGUUUGUGGCACGGAAGGGCGCGCUAUUGAGCGUCGGUGUAGAAAAGAUAACAGAGGCAGAGCUGCAAAAGGCUGUGGAGGACGCAUCAGGACUACAGAGAUCGUAUGGCAUGAUUGUGGAAGAUUACACGAGCUACACGGAUGUAGAGACGAUGCCUGGACAUUAUGUGAUGUACUUGGAGCUAACGGUACCGAACGGAGAGGCAGGGGAGUCAUUAACACUGCUUGAUGGUGGUGCUAAAAAGGUGCUAGAAAGAUGUUGCUCGGAGAUGGAGGAUGGAUUCAACGAACUGUAUAAGAACUUACGGAUGAACGGAAAAGUUGGGACAUUGGAGAUUAGGGUUGUUAGGGGUGGCACAUUUGCGGAGCUGAUGGAUUCUGCGGUUUCAAGAGGCGCAUCCAUCGCUCAAUACAAGGUUCCCCGGUGCAUUAGGGUUCCAUAUAUGCUUGACAUCCUCAAUCGUAGGGUAGUGUCGUCAUAUUUCAGUCUAGCUUCUCCUCCUCAAUGGGAACCUUACAAGUCUAUAUGUUGA